Molecule: messenger RNA, 2931 nt
Organism: Spinacia oleracea (spinach)
Lineage: Eukaryota; Viridiplantae; Streptophyta; Magnoliopsida; Caryophyllales; Amaranthaceae
Exons: 4
Coding region: 1-2865 (954 amino acids)
Molecular function (GO): nucleic acid binding; zinc ion binding
Source: RefSeq, a predicted model, not a curated record
AUGGGCAAGGACACAGUAGAAUUGUGGAUAGAGGAUUCAGAUUCUCCAGGGCUAGCUUUUAGGUCUGCUGUAGCUCUACUUGAUAUGCAAAGGAAGGAGUUGGAAAAAAAGUUAAGGGAGAGACAGGAAGAGCUCUUGAGGAUGCAAAGAGAGGCUGAAGAACAGAGGAGGAAAGAAGAGGAAAAGGAGAGGGUUAGGUUGGAACUUGAGGAACAAAAGAAGUAUACAGUGGCUAUGGAGGUCCCAGUGGUGGAUGUUGAGAAUGAUGGGGUUGAGUAUGUGAGGGUUAUUACCACAGAAGAUGCUGAUGAGAAGAAGACACCAAAAAAUGCCCCCCCAAAACCAACUAAAACCACCACCACCCCAGAAUCAACAACACAAACACCUCCACCCCCUCAUGAGUCAAGACAACAAACACCUCCACCCCCUCCUGAGUCAAGACAACAAACACCUCCACCCCCUCCUCAGUCAAGACAACACACACCUUCACCCCCUCCUCAGUCAACACAACAAACACCUUCACCCCCUCCUCAGUCAACACAACACACACCUUCACCCCCUCCUCAACAAACACAAACUGAAAAUGCUGCACCAACUGAACCACAGGCAAACAUACCUGAACCUAGUGUUCCAUCCAAACCAAAAAAGACAGGGAGAGCUAGACCUAAGGGGUUUAGGGUGGGAAAACCAACACUGGUAAAACUGGGAACAUAUGUUGCUAAAACCAAUGCUAGUAAGGUUAAGAGAGGUGCUGGAAGGGCAUGUAAAGGCAAGGGUGUUGCUGUGUUAUCUGAUAAUGAGGAUGAUGAGGACAGUGAGGAUGAUGAUUAUGAGGGGGAGGUGAGUGAUGAUGACAGUGAGGAUGAGGAGGACAUAGGGGAUUUCAUUAUUGCUGAGGAAGGGUUAGAGGACUUGCAGGAUGAUAUCCCUGAGAAAACAUUUGAGGAUUGUCUUGAUGGUAGUGCUAGGAUGGACAGGAAUUACAAAAAUGGGAAGGUUUAUGUUGAGCAACCAUAUGGUUCUAUUAGGCUAGAGCCCUGGCUAAUAUUUAAAGAUAGGGAGUCCUUUAUGAAUGUCCUUAUGGACUACUGCAUUCAGGAGGGGUUUGGCUUGAGUGUGGAGAAGUCAGACAACCUGAGAUACACUGCUGUUUGUGCAAUUGAGGGCUGUGAUUGGAGAAUUCAUGCCUCAAAGAUGGUAGACAAGUUCAGUUGGGCAAUAAAGUGUAUGAGUGGGGAGCACAAACUGUGUGGUAGGCUUGAGGUCAACCCAAUAGUGACCACCAAUUGGUUGGUGAGGAAGUUGUUGCCAGACAUUGAGGCAAACUUAGAAAUACCAGUGGUCACACUGCAGAGGUAUGCUCAGGAGAGGUUCCAGAUUGAGGUGAAGCUAAGGCUAUUCUAUAAGGUGAAAGCAGUGGCUAAGGAGAUCAUCCAUGGUAGUUUUAGUGAGUCAUAUGCACUCCUACCUAGGUAUGCAGAGAUGAUCAAGGAGACUAACCCUGGGAGUUAUGCACUGGUCACAUGGCAUAGUGUUUCUGGGGAUGUGCAACCAAAGUUCAAGGCCUGUUUUUUCUCAUUUGCUGCACAGUUCAGGGGAUUUCUGAAUGGGUGUAGGCCCAUUAUUGGAAUUGAUGGCUCUCACCUAAGUGGGUAUUUCAAGGGAAUUCUUCUGGCUGCUUUGGGGAUUGAUGGAAACAAUGAGAUUUUCCUGCUAGCUUAUGGAGUGGUGGACACUGAAAGUCAAGAGAGCUGGAACUACUUCAUGAGGAACCUAAGGGCAGUGUUUCAGCAAGAAGGAUGCAACAGGGAUGACUGGACCUUCAUCAGUGACAGAAUGAGGGGGGUGGAUUUAGCUGUGCAUGAGAACUUCCCAAGGGCCACCAGAAGGUGUUGCAGUCAACAUCUAUACAUGAAUUGCAAAAAUGGUGGUUGGAGUGGAGAACUUUUCCACAAGUUAUUCUGGAUAGCUGCAAAUGCCUUCAACCCCUAUGUUUUCAACAAGGCAAUAGAGAAGAUCGCUGACUUUGAUCCCAAUGCAACAAAGUACUUGGACACAUAUACUGAGCAGUGGUCCAGACAUCAGUUUGACCCAGAAGUUUGUUGUGAUCAUAACACAACUAACUUUGUGGAAUCAUUCAAUGCUCUGACCAAGCCUUACAGAGAUUUACCAGUUUUGACCCUGUUUGAAGCAAUAAGACAAUGGGCUAUGCAGAGAAUUGGGGUCAGAUUUGACAAAGCUGUCAACAUGGAACCUCACCAAUUAACCGAGUAUGCCAGACAGGAACUUGAGCUCAGAGGUGCAGAGUCCAGGUUUUGCUACUCUACUCCUUGUGGAGGUGGGGAGUAUGAGGUGAGGGAUGGAAAUGUGCACUUCCCAGUGAGGAUUGACACCAGGAGAUGUGGAUGUGGGGUAUGGCAGGUCUCUGGAAUCCCUUGCAAACAUGGUUUGAGGGUGAUUUACAACCAAAGACUUAGCCCUGAAGAUUUUGUGUCUGGCUAUUUCAAGGGUGCUGCCUAUAAGCAGACAUAUGCAGAGCAUAUGCACCCAAUGCCUGACCCCAGUCAAUGGCCAGAGUACUCCCUUCCCACCAUUAAUCCCCCUGGGAUCAAGAGGAGUGCUGGAAGACCCCCUAAACAGAGAAAGAGGAAUGCCAUGGAAGCUAAGAAGAGGAAGAGGCAUAGCUCAGUCAAGUGUGGAAAGUGCAAGGAAAUGGGCCACAAUGCAAGGACUUGUAAGAAUGGUGCUGGAAGUUCCAAGGCUCCACCAAAGCAGAGAGCUCCUACAAAGAAGAGGAAGGCAUCAUCUGAUGGUGCAAGUACAUCCAAGGCACCACCCAAGGGGAAAAGGUCAAAGCAAGCAUGAGGCAGUGUGAAUUUUGGGGGGUAGAAUGACUUUUUGAUUUGGAUUAACAUAGAAAACAACAGCACA